Phlebotomus papatasi is the source of this 16418-nucleotide messenger RNA. It is a transcript of the gene Hs6st, whose product is annotated as heparan-sulfate 6-O-sulfotransferase 2. The transcript is spliced from 5 exons. Lineage: Eukaryota; Metazoa; Arthropoda; Insecta; Diptera; Psychodidae. Gene Ontology annotation, cellular component: membrane. The coding region runs from base 339 to 1643 and encodes 434 amino acids. Gene Ontology annotation, molecular function: heparan sulfate 6-sulfotransferase activity. The record is from RefSeq and is a predicted model, not a curated record.
CAUUUCUGAGUAGAGAUUUCAGAAUGGUAAAUUGACUCUUGCCUGGCUCUCGAUUUCAUUUAGUGUUUUGAUAGAGCUUCGCAAUCGCAUUUCACCCAUUAAAACGGAAAGUGUUUAUUUUUAGAAGUGUUCUUCAGUGAUUCGGACACUCGCGGAUAUGCCUAUGUCAUCCAGCGAAUUACUAAGUGUCGUUUUGCCGAAAUAGAUGCCCCCAGGAGUGAGAUAGUUGCCCGUGAUUUUGAGAGUUCCGUGAGUUUGGGGCCCAGUGAGUGUGCCUGAGUGUUGCCCAGGAGUCCUGGGUGCUUGUGUGGUGUAGAUGUGGAAUCCUAGGAGUGGAUAUGGUGGCUCUGGACAUGAAGAAGAGUGUUUCGGUUCAAGUGGACAGUGACUUUGCGCUGCUGCUGCCGGAGGGACUCUACGAGAUUAAGAAGAUGGAGCCCCGCUCCCGACAGCGAUCCAUCGUGGUCGUCUGUGUCUUCCUGGCCAUUGCUGGAAUGAUCAUUUUUGGAUACUUCUGCAAUGACCAAGUCUGCGCUCUGACCAAAAGAGAGAUUAUGAUGAGUUCAGAGGUGUCGGCACUCACGUCGGACUCUGCUAAUGCCAUAGGAAAGACAUCUCAGCUGAAUAAUCCCGGCCUGAGCUAUGAAGAAGUCUUGAAUGACGACGACUUCCAAUUUGACAUGAAUGCUCAUGAUGUGAUGGUGUUCCUGCAUAUCCAGAAAACCGGUGGCACAUCUUUUGGCAAGCAUCUCGUACGUGAUCUGGACCUCAAACGUCCAUGUACGUGCCAGAGGCGGAAAAAGCGCUGCCACUGCUUCCGGCCGCAUCGUAAUGAGAUUUGGCUUUUUUCGCGUUAUUCCACGGGCUGGAAAUGUGGCCUUCAUGCCGACUGGACCGAACUCACGAGCUGUGUGGACCAGGAAUUGGAUAAGAAUGAGGGGGAGACGACAAAGAGACGAUACUUCUACGUGUCUCUCCUGAGGGAACCAAUUGCAAGGUAUCUCAGUGAAUUCAGACACGUUCAGCGGGGAGCCACGUGGAAGACUUCCCGACACUGGUGCCUGGGUAGGCAGGCAACUCCUGCUGAGCUUCCACCGUGCUAUUCCGGUGAGAACUGGAUGGAUGUACAGUUGGAUGACUUUGCAGCAUGUGAAAGCAAUCUGGCAGCUAAUCGGCAGACCAGGAUGCUCUCUGAUUUAGCCCUCGUGGGUUGCUACAAUAAGUCAUCCCUGCCACCGCACGAAAGGGACCGCAUAAUGCUGGCCAGUGCAAAGAGGAAUCUCGCCUCAAUGGCCUAUUUUGGUCUGACGGAGUAUCAGAAGAUGUCUCAGUACAUCUUCGAGGAGACUUUCAAUCUCCGCUUCGCCAUUCCCUUCGAACAGCACAAUACUACAGUAUCCACGACGACAAUGAAUGAUCUGACCCCGGAACAGAGGAGACGAAUUGAGCAGCUCAAUUCACUUGACAUUGAACUCUAUGCCUUUGCCAAGAGGCUCCUCUUCCAAAGAUUCGAGAAGCUAAAGGCCAAAGAUGCAGACUUUGAAGUGAGAUUUGCACAUUUGGGCAAUUUGGGAAUGCGAAAUGGUGUGACCGAAUUCAACUGGGAUAGCAAUAUUGAGGAUACGAGUACGGAGCAGCAGUGAAGAGGAGGGCUUAGUUAGUGCAUCCCAGUGACAACCACAGUGAUAUUUUAUCGGACGACGAAUGAUUUCACCGAGAUAGCAGCUGACGAGAGGUAUAUUUUUUAAGAGUGAUUUUUCUAUUUAUUGAAGUACUAUGUCUUGAAUGUAGGGUUGUGGAAAGAUCUCGUUGGGGUGUUAGGAAUUUUUUCAGGCGGGAAAUUUGGUUUAUUUCCAAUUGCUAAUGGGUUUUUAGCACGGAAAAUUUAAUUAGUGAAACUCAAGGGGUGACUUAUAUGAAGAAAUCUAUGGCGAUUGCCCGAGAACUGUUUCGUUAAACAUAAAAUUUUUAGAAACACUUGAAAAAUAUAUUGAUGGGGAAAUCGGAAAUCGUCGUGAAAUGGGAUCUCUCAAGGAAAACUCAUCAACUUUUUCCAAAGCUUUCGGCUCAGGCUCCGAACCUUCUUCAGUAUCUGGAGCAAAAGAGAAACCGACGAUUUCCGGUUGCCCCAUUAAUAUAAUUAUCCUCACGUCGGUUUUUGUUUCACUUUUGAAAAUCUUCUCAAAAUUCGGGAGAGUUUCAGAAAGUUUCCCAAAAAAUGAAAACCCAAAAAAGUUUCGUAAAUCCAGAAAAAAGCCUUCAGAGGAAUCCUAUUCAGAAAAGGAACCAUUUUGAGGAGUCUAAAAAUUUAACAAGAGAAUUUUCGCGAAAUUCUAAGUACCUCCAGGUUUUAGAAAACUUGAAAAACCCUUACAUGGUUUUGCUACAAGAAACCUGAGAAAUGUUUGACGAAAUGAAACCUACGAAGGAUUUCGUGAAAUCAGAAAUCGCCAAAGGGUUUCAAUAAAUUUAGAAAAUGUACGAAAGGGUUUUCGCAUAAGCUUAAUAGAAUCCCAAAUAUCGAAUUUAUGAGCAUAACAAGCCAAGUUUUGGCUAGUUAUUGUUUAGAAAAAGUGAAAGUGUCCAGGAUUAAAUAGAAAUGAGUUAUGUACGAGAUAAUUGGUAAUGUAGGGAAAAGUGCUCUCCCUUCGAACGUUUAUGCCCUCGAAUAAUGUGACUUUCUUUUGUUUUUCGUAAGAGAUUUACACUAAAUUAUCACGGAAUUAUCAACAAUUGAUGAUAAAACCAACUAAUAUUUAAUAGAAAUGUGUAAGUCUCUUAGAAAAACUAAAAGAAAAUUCACAUUAUACAAAGGCAUGAACGUUCGAAGGGAGAGUACUUUCCGCUAAAUGACUAAAUUUCUAUUUGGAGACACAAAAUUAAUGAAUUGAAUAGACAUUAACCAACCACUUUGUCUGAUUAAGUUCGUGAAUUUGGUAUUAGGUGGGUUUUUUAAUUGUCGCGAAAACACAGAAACGAGAAGUUCUUGGCGAAUGGGAAUGAGUCACCUCUUGGAGAAAAAUUAUCCAAUGGUUCUUGCACCCCUGGACGGAUGCAAAAAAGUAGAAGAGGAGAAGUUUGAGGUUUGUGGGGAAGAUAUUGGAGUGUCUUCACGCUGUCUGAGAAUGCAUUGGAGCAAAUUAAUUUAUGUGACGAAGUUUAUUUGUCCGUUCAGUGAACGCGAAAAGGAGUGUCAUUGAGAAAAAGCAGAUAUAGGAAAGUACACAUGGAGUGCAAGCUGAAAAUAGGAGAAAAACCUUGUCAUUCAAUGAUUUUUGAAGCCAAAAAAAUAAAACAAAUCACAAAUAUAGAAAGAAAAUGGGAGAAGAACUACGAGAUAUAAAAUGAAGAAUAUUCAUGAUAAUAUAUGCAAUUGUAUAAAAUAAGAAUAAAUAAAAAAACAACAAAUAAGUGAGUGUGAAUGGGAAAAUGAAUGGGAGGAUGUGUAACAAUAUAGUUAGUUACAAAAAUAGCAUAUACAGCUACUAAUUUGAUACAAUGAAAGUAAAUUCUAUUGAGGCCUCUUCUAUUGAAGCACAACACUGUGUUUGGCUACAUAAAAUUUGCCCAUUUAUUUUCAUGUGAAAAUUAAAUGAGAGACACUGGCGCAUUGAACCAUACCGCAAUUUGUCUCAAUAACAUUUUUAGCACAAGAAUCCAUCAUAGAGCCAUUAUUAAUAGCCAUUUAGAUGGUAGAAAGAUUAAAUACAACAACAACGACAAUUGAAUGAAAUUAGAAGAAGCUGCAGUGCCCGUAUUUUUGCGCCAUUACAAAAAAGUCACAAGGAAGUAAAAAAUUAAUAUACCAAGAGAAUCGUGUGAAAAAAUUUGAUGUCUGAACUAACAUAGAUUUUAAUUGAGAUUUAGAUACUUUUAGAGGGGUGACAAUAAUUGAGUGUAUAGAAAGAAUAAUUGUAAUUAGAAGUUUUCUUUUUUUUUAAGAAUGCAACAAUGGUGUUUAUUUUGUCAAGUUUUUACACGAAUAAAAGAAAAAUAGCAAAGAAUAAAUUAAGCAGUAGAAAUUUAAUAAGAACAGUAUAAUCUUUAUGAAAUUUUGCAUUGAAGUAGAUUUUGGUAAAUUGCGUGGAAUUUUGUAAUUAUGGCUUUACGGAAUUAGUCACAUGACGUUCAGUCAUGAGAGGGUUAGUCUCAUGCAAGUCAAUUGCCUUUUACAUUGACAUUACAAUACAAACAUCUGUUAGCAAACUACAAAAAAGGAAUUUAUAAAAAAUAAUUGAUAAGACAAACAAGGAAACCACCAUCAUUUACAAUAUUUUUAAUGUUAUUGCAUUACAAUGAAAUCUUCAGGAAAGCUCUUCGUUUAAGAUAAUAGAAGGGUUAAUAUAGAUUUUCUCGGAUAUUUCAAGCAAAUCCCUACGAAAUAUUAGUAUUCUUUUAUCCAUGGAGGCUCACACGAAAAAAAAAAACAGAAAAGCUCCCUGGAUUAUUUUGAUUGUUUUACAGCUGUUUUUACUAUAGGGGCUUAGAACCUAAUUGUACCCCUAUACGUCUGCGAAAUUGUAUAAAAACAAAAAAAAAACAUUUUUUUACUGUAGAAAGUUAUUUUGUCCUCUAAAUAGACAGAAAAAUUAUUUUUUUUAUUCUUGGACACCGGUGUUCCAAUCGUUCUUAAAGGAUUAAUAGAAAAAUCCAUGAAGUUACUCAAGAAGCAAAAUAUCUGCCUUAUGAUGUCUACAUACUAGAAGGAAUUUUAGUUAAAAAAUGCCUUUUCUUAAAUCUGACGUUUCUGCCUAUAAGAAUAGGGUAACGUGUGGUAUUUCGCGACACUUUUUAGCACUUUCAAGUUUCAAACAGCUUAACGACUUCUCAAAUUUUUUUUUCUUUGUUUAUACAAAUAUUUAUUUUCCUUAUGCUAUCCAGAAUAAGAAUCUUAACGAAAAAUGUUGAAAAAUGCAUCAUUUUCCAACAAAAUAGCAAAAAAUGUAAAGAAGUAAAAAUGGUAUAUUUCGGGACAGUUGGGUUUGUGUAUUUCGGGACAGACAAAAAGCCGCUAUUAUGCAAAUAAAUUUCACCGAGCCUGAUUAUUUACCUUUUAGUAGAAGUUCUAAACUUCACUCUUUCAAAAAAAAUUGUAUCAAUUUCACUUUUAAAGUGACAUAAAUAGAAAAAGCUAAUCACUGUUUGUGUUGACAUCUGCAAAAUUGACCACAUUGAAGGUUUUGUAAAAAGUGAAAUGUGACACUCACAAUUUCCGCGUAUUUCACGUUUUAAAUUAAAUAAAAUUUCAAAAGUUUUAUGUUUGUCUGAUACGUAAAGAGCUUAGUAUUUUAUAACGGCGUCUAGGAUAUGUUGUUAUGUCAUAAAAGAAAGAAUUGUAAAUUAUGCAUUCUAUGAAUGAUUGACAUAUAAAACCUGUGAAUGAGUUUUCCACCGUUUUCACUCCGGAGGUUGGUCAUCAACGCUAAGACGGCAAUGGUCGCAUAAACGCAAAAUAUAAAAUUACUUGAAAAGGACUCGAGUGUAAGCACAAUAAAUAAAUAAAAUAAAUAUACAACUUAAAAAUAAUUAGAAAACAAAUAUUUAUAGGAUUUUUUAUGUGUCCCAAAAUACCCAUUUUAUGUUCCGAAAAGCACCUUGUCCAGAAAUACCACACGUUACCCUAGAGGAAAUUUUCUUUGAAGAAGUAUUUUUUAAAGAAAUUGCCCCUAGUGUAUAUAGGCCUUUAUAGAACCAAAAUUUUGACAAGUCUUUUAAAGCACUUUUAAAAGGCUUUUAUGAUGUUAAUUCUGUGUUGUAAUUCCUGUAAAAGCUCUUAAGACCCUUAGGAGUGCGUUACUUUACACGGAAUCAAAGCCGCUAUAACAGGAUUGUAAAUUUUUUGUUUCUUAACACCUCACUUAGAGGAUUUUACAAGAUUACAUUAAGAAAACUUGCUUUUAAUUAUUUCGCUGUGUUAAAAACUGAAUUUUAAAUAAUCUUUUAUUUAUUAUUAUUAUGUUUUCAUUUAAAAAAUAUAUAUUCUCAUAAAAUCUCGUGAAGAAAUUGUUGACUUUUAUAUGCUGAAUAAGAGAAAAGACAGAAUUCACCCUUUGAAGGGUGAAGUUUGAAUUAGAAAGCAAAAUUUUAGUGAUCUUUUUUCAAGACAAAGAAAUGAUCAAGCUUCUUAAAAUUUUUGGUAUGUGUGACGAUUAUUUUGAACAUGUAGUUCAGAUUUCCUCCUUAUUCGCAAAUGGGUCAUUACUGAUUCAAAAUAUUUGUUUCGGUCAAUUCUGAGGUAAAUUAAAUAAUUAAAUCGAGCUAGAACUUGACGGAGCUUCCAGUGAAGAUCUAUGGGUUAAUGGAAUGCUUUCUUAUUCGAAUUUCGAGUUAAUACAAGUGUCAGAAGUUCGUCGUUUCAAUCAAUCGGUGUUAUAUAUCUGCAUUUUUGUGAUUUUCUUAUGUCAACUGCUUUAUACGGAAGUGUUUCCAAAAUUGUAUAUUUAUCGUAGAUUAUAUGAUUUUAAAUGACUUGCUGUUGUACUCUAAGAAAAACAAGUUGUUGACGAAUAUCGUAACUGACACAUUGAUUUCAAGCCAUAUUGUGCUCUUCACUUUGAAUUUAUCUAAUUAAAAGGCAUUUACUUUCAAAGAAAUUCUUCUGGUUUACUGAAAACAUUUGUCUAAGGUGACUGUCAUGCGAUUAAUUUCAAACAGUUGUAAUUACAAAAUUCCAUCCCGAAGCAUAAAAUAUUAAAGUAAAAAGACAAUUCUAACAAACAAAAACAUGCUUAUUAAAUGCGUAGAAAUUGUGAUUUUUCUGUGUGCUCCAAAUAUUUUCAUCUUUGUUUUUUUCUUUCACUGAACCCCUCUCUAAUUAACAAUCAAAAAAUAAUGAUGAGUCAAAGCAAAAAGUGAGGAGUAAAUUUUCUAUAACCUUUUUGCUGUCUUCAGUUUGCGUAAAAUUCUAAUAUAUACAGUGGGUGGAGUGAAAAUCCACAAAAAGAAGAAAAAAACAUUUUAGAGCAAAAAUGUGUCUCCUAAAAUUUAUCUUUUGUACCUUUCGCUUCCCUUUGGAAUUCACAGUCAGUUAUUUAAGAUCAUGGCAAUUAAAAUGGGCUCAUUAGGGAGAAUCGUGGCUUCUCUGAACACUCUAUCUCUACCCCAUUUCCCGCCGUCAAAUUUUAUACUCUUUUAAUUACUCUCACAAUUCACAUAAAGGGCUUCGUUUCCAUCUCCCUUAAAGCUUCCACGAGUUCUUGUGGCAGAAGCAAGGGGAAAUCCCUUUGAAAAGAUUUAUGGAAAAUUGUCGUUUGAUAAAGAUUAAUUUUGUCAAUAUGAAUUCAUUUUAAAACGAAUUAACUCACAAAGAGCAAUGAAUUUUGAGAAGAUUUUUUUAUACACUCUACAAUUUGAUAUUAAAAUUUUUCGGGAAACUUUUCUUGAAAACAUAAUUUGACAUAGUUGUAAGAGGAUUUUUCUAUGCAAAAUAUAAAUAUUAUAAAAGUCUUUUAGCUGAUUUUUUAUAACAUACCAUGAAACAACAAAUGCAUUGUAAUAAUUACAUUAAUCAAAGUUUUUACCGCAUAAAAGGGUAAUUGAAUUUUCUGUAAUGUCAUUAAAAUUAGUCAUCAAAAUUGGGUAAAACAUUCGAUUUCCUUUAAAUAAAGUUUUAUUAAUAAAUUAAAAUGACCAGUGCAAAAUCAAAUUUGAUUGGUAAUGGUUCCAGCAUACCUUUUAAGUUCAUGAAAAUUUCAUGAAAUUAAAAUUCACAUCCCUUUCUUUCUCACACGUUUUGCAUAUGUAUAUCUCACUCUUUCACACUCUAAGCUAAAAUUAAGUUAAGCUAAAUUGAGUUUGUUGUGAUGUUUAAAAGAAGAAGAAGAGCGCGGAAGAAUGAGAUAGACACAUGCAAAACGUGAGAGAAAGUGAUUUGAAUUUUAAUUGUAUGAAAUUUUCCUGAUCUAAAAAUGUGCCGGAGAAAUAAAAAAUAAAUUUUCAAUAUCAAAUCAAUUUUUCACGCCUCUAACUUUUAAAUCAGUAAAAUUUUGAAAUUAACAGUCAUUGAUAUUUGAAGAACUUUGCUAUAAUUUUACUAUUCGUGGGGUAUGGUAUGACCUGUGAAAUCCUUGGAACCACCUUCAAUUGAUUCACGACCUAUGGGACGGCUAGAUGAACUCAUUGGUCCAGUAAAAAUUAUUGUGCAUUUUCAUUUACUUCAUAAUACAUUUUUAUGUAAUACCGGAUACCAGGGCUCCCCCUCCCCAAGAUCACCUUUAGACGAACCGCGAUAUAUCUUUAAAAGAUGGUCCACGUACAAACCGGGGCAGAUCUUCAAAACUCAACUUAAAACUUCCUAAACUCAGGAGUGAAAUAUUACUUUCACUUAUGGCUCUUAUGGUUUCAAUUGUACAUUUACAUAUAUGCGAUGUUCGCAAGAAUUAUAGCUUAAAGGCGAAAAAUUGUUUUCUUACAGAAAAACGUGUAAAAAAUUACAACAAUAGUGUUAUAUUUAAAAUUUGUUAACGAUAUAUUGAAAACUCUUUUUAUUUUCCUUUUGGCAAAACUUGCGUAAUUCUACUCCUUUUAUCGUAAGUCACAGAUCUUUUGCUAAUCUCACAGAUAAAAUAUAUUUUAUUUUAGAAAAUCAUUUCAUUUACUUAGAAUUCUGAAUUGGUGAUUAUAAUUAAUUUUAAUUAUUUGAUGACUGUUUACUACGGAUUGAGUGAAAAGUUACGGAAAUCGCACUAUAAAUGCGAAUGUAAGGGAAAGCGCGCAACCUUAGGACGAUUCGAACUUCGGACAAUUCAAUUUUUUCUCUAUGUUCCUUCUGGAUUUCACCCAUACCUCUUUCCGAAAAUUUGAGGCAUUGGACUAGCUAUUAAAAUAUAAUAUUAUAAUGGGUCAAUUUCAUUUACAACACAUUGAAAAAAUAAUUUGUGCGAAGCAUAAAUCGUCCUAAGGUUGCGCACUUUUCCCUAUACUUGGUUAGAAUUUUCUUUAGGUUAAAAGAUUGAGCAUCACCUAAAUUUCUGUAAAAAUAUGUAUUUUGCGAAAAUUGGAUUGUGAUAAAGCGUUGUUUUCCCAAAAGUUGUAAUGCUAUAUUGUUAUUAUUAUUGAAGAAAUAUAUAGUUCAAUAGCUCUGAACAUGUUCUAUAUAGUAGAAAAAAACCUUCAAUUAAUAAAAUCUCAGGAAAUAUCCAGUUCUGAGCAAAUAGCCAAUCCUUUCUUGACCAUUCAACAGUGUCCCUUUGUCGAAUGAAUUUUCCAUUAAGCACGGGCCAUUUCCCCAAAUGACACACAUUUGGCAAGUAGGGUGAAGAAAGUCGAUUGUCGUGAGGAUUAAAAGGGCGGAAAAAUAGGCGUGAUUGAAUGAAAUGCCCCAAGAAAUUCAAUCCUUGUAUUUUUGCACGGAAAAUUGAGGAAUAUAUUGAAUUAAUGAAUGUCUUGUGUUGAAUAACAAACAAUGGGAAAAAUAGGGGACUAGGGAAUGGAAUAUGUUUUCGAAUUGGAAAUGCCACUUGAACUGCGACUUUCAGGGUUAAAGCCAGCAAAAAAAAACAGAAUAGGGAGCUAAAUGACUUGCUUCCGAGUGUUUUCAGCAUAAUAUACAAUUGCCAUGGUUCUCUUGAGAGACUUCCUCGAGAGACUCUCGGAAGAAGAUGGGAAAGACCUCUGUUGUGUAUUUUUUUUAAGUCCAUUCCCAGAAUUCACUUUUCACAUCCCAGUUAAAUUGACUCGAUAUGAAGUUCUUAAUUGAAUCAAACUGACUGUGAAUUUGUUAAGAGGGUGAAGCUGAGUAUUUUUUUGUGGUGGUUCUUUUUAAAGAAUACCGUCACUAUAAAAUUUUUUGCAUAUCAAAAUCCCACACUGAUGAAACCUUUUUCCCCACAAAAAUACAAAAUCUAAUAUUUAUGCCAAUGAUAAGAAAAUUGAGACUCCUUCAGAAGGGCAUGACUAUUUUAUUUUCAAGUCCCACAUUUUGCAGGAAGGUUGUAAUGAAUCAAGGUAAGCUACAAUGAAAAGUAAUUUUAGGCCACGCCUCUUUCAGGAGUUAUGGACAACAUGAUAUAAAUUUAUUGCAUUUUCAAUAUUCAGUAAGAAAAUCCUCUUCUAGUAAUGGCUUCACAGUUGAAUCCCUCAAUAAUAUUAUAAGAAAAGGGGAAAUAUUUGUGAAGCCACGCCCAUUUUUAAAGUACAGGCCAUUUAUUUGCAUUGUACAUAUUAAAACUUCUUAUUUCGGCCAAAUUUUCCACAAGUUUGUAUUGUAUCCAAGAGUAUUCCAAAAUACAAGAGUUCUCUGAUAAAUAAAAGUCAUUACAGUUCAUUGCCCAAGUGAUUUUGGGGGCGUGGUUUAUUUUUCAAUAUAAAUUUACAUAGUAAUCCAUUAAUACACUUUCAAUAUGCAAUAACUUCAAUUUUAUUUGAAUAUAGCUCCGAACAAAGGCGUGUUCUAUAAUAAUUCUUUGAUGUGGCCUCCUCACAAUUACUACCUCCUUGGAAAAUAUGGAAAUAUUAAUAAGUUAUGUUCUUUUGAAGGAAUACCAGAUAAAUUUAUGAUGUAAAAUUGUCCUAAGACCCGCCAAUUUUUACACAUUGAUCCAUUUAUACUCAUUCAUAAAAUUGUAAAUGAAAGAUGUUAUUAUUCUGAUUUAUCUCAAAGACCUAUAAUUCUAUAUUUACGAUCAUUUUCACUUUUCGAUGCAUAUACUGUACGUUUAUUGUAUUGAAAAUCUAAUUUUAAUGUUUUAUCGACAAGAGGCGUGGUGGUGGAAAGACUGUGACAAAAAAUAGGCGGAAAGAUGUGAGAAAAAUGAGAAGUUUGAGGGUAAAAGUCAUUAAAUACGAGGAGAUAAUUAUAUAUUUAGUUGUAUUUGUCUAUUUUUGGGGAACUUUUUUUUUACACACAUGAAAUGAGAUUAAAGAGAUUUUCCUCAAAUUUCUCUGCAACACUUAAAAAAAUUAUCUCCUUGCUCAGAAGUCGUAAACAGUUGCAGUUUAAUAGAUUCAUUUGGGUUCAUUUAAAUACAUGUCAACACACUGUCAUACAUUAAAAAUUUACAUUGUUUUUCAUUUCGGCAAUGUUAUUGUCUCGCAGGAUGGGAACAAUGAACCUCAUACCCUAAGUAUACCGAUUAAAAUAUUCAUAAUGUAAGAAGUUAAAAGAAAAUAGCCUGAAAAUUUACUUUUUGUAAAAUAUUUGAAAAUUUAAUUUGGAUCUCUUUUCGUAUCACAGAUCAUAAAUGUAUUACAAAUACGAAAGUUAUAAUUUUAACAGUUUCAAAUGAUUUGGAAUCUUUGAAUUUGGAUUUAGUUUUUCAAAAGGAAACCAUUAGAAAAUUUUAUGUUUCUUGAGGAGAAAAGCCCGAAUAGUUUUGAUUGCUGACUAAAUAAUUUAGACUGAUAUGACUUAUUUAUUAAAAUUCAUAAUUUUAAUUCGGUUUUCAGAUCAAAAGUUUUUGUAUUUGAGUUUAGUUUAAAAAAAAAACAUAAGAAAGUUUCGUGUUUCUUGAGAAAGGGACCAGAAAAAUUUUGAUUGCUGACUAAAUAAUUUAGAUCGCUGAAUUUGUUUAGUUUAAUAAAAUUUAUAAUUUAAAUUUGGCUCUCGAUCAUUGGUGUAUUUUUUAAACAAAGGUCUUUGUAUUUUGAUCUAGUUUUUGGACAAAAAGUAGAAGAAAAUUUGAUGUUUCCUAAGAAGAAACGCAAAUGAUUUUGAUUGCUGACUAAGCAAUCUAGAUCACUGAAAUCAUUUAAUAUAUUAAAAUUUAUAAUUUGGUUCGGCUCUAGAUCAUUAAGCCUUAUUUUGACUCAAAAGUUUUUGCAUUUGAAUUUAAUUCUUAGAAAAAAAAAACAUAAGAAAAUUUCGUGUUUCUUGAGUUAGGCACCCGAAUAACUUAGAUUGCUGACUAAAUGAUUUAGAUUGCUGAAUUCUUUUUUUUAAUGAAAUUUAUAAUUUUAGUUCGGCUCUAGAUAAUUGAUAAUUAUUCUUAAAUAAGGGUCGCCUUUGUAUUUGGAUUUAACUUGUAUUUAAUUCUUGGAGGGAAAUGCAAAAAAUUGACGUAUCUCGGCUAAGAAGUCCCAUGCAUUUUGAUUGCUGACUAAACGAUUUAGAUGGCUGAAUUCAUUUAGUUUUCGGCUCUAGAUCAUUGAUAUUCAUUUUGAUAUUUUGAAUCUGGAUUGUUGGACACAAAAGCUGAAGAAAAUUUGGUGCUCCUUGGUAAAAAAAAAAGUUCCAAUAUUUUUGACUGCUGACUGAGUGAUUUAGAUCGCUGAAUUCGACUAACAUUCUUCUAAUACUUGUUUUUCCUCACCUGAGUUUACAUGCAUUUCUCACUAUAUAAAUAAAAUUUUCCGUAUUUUUCGUUUAAAAUUUGGAACAAUACUCACCGUGUUUUUGUUUUGUUUUCGCGUUCUGUCAAAAACAAAGUCAGCGUUAGGGUUGCCAUAUGAUAUUUGAAGAUUGCAGCUUUUUGCUUAAAGCAAAAAAACUUUGAUUCGUUGACCCAACUUUGAAUAAUUGGUUAUAUUUCAAAUUUAAAUUUAGUUUGGAGUGAAAGUUUAAUUAGAUAUGUUAGAAAGAGUUCUAAGAUUUAGAUCAAAUAAAAUUAAUUUGUUUAAAAUUAUUUCUAUGAGUCGUAAGGAACGUAAAAAAUAUUGCAAAUAUAUUUAAAGACAAUAGCAAAUUUUUAGUUCUCCGUACAGGGAACUCGUUAUGUUUACAUGAGUGAUUAAAAGCCAUUUUGAUCAUCAAAAUUAAAUCCGGCAUUUGAAGACUUUUCAUUGUAAAAUUUCGUAAAUUGUUUGGUCUAAAACUUACAAAAAUACAAAGUUUACCGGAGUAGGAUCCGUGGUGCAAUUGGUUAGAGCACUCGACUCUUAGGCGGUGUGAUCCCCGGCUCGACUGUCAGAGUUUUGAGCUCGAGUAACUUUGUAAACUGAAUAAUAAAUGUUGUAAACUGAACAAUGUUCAAAAUGGCAACAAAAGUCCACAUCGAAAUAAAUAGUAACAAGCUUAUCUGUACGUUUACGAAUAGGACUUGUCAAAAGUAAUAGCGACUGAUCUGUUUCAAAUGGAUUAUGCAGUUAGAAGCUACUUGGCAAUUUAGGGUUGCCAGCGGUGAACUAAUUUCCUAUUUUAUUUAUUUUUUACAUUUUCCUAUUCAAUAUGAGUUUUAUCGAGCUUAUCUCUGCAUUAGGUAAUUGUAAAUGUUUAAGUAAAAACGUUUGUGUUUUCACUCAAUGAUUGAAGAUCUCAGCAACUUUUUCAGUGUAUUUUUGCUGACCGGUCAACACGUCUCGAACAAACAAGUUUCGGUUUAAGGUUAGCAGAAUUCGUUUCAAUUUCAUUUCAAAAUUUCUUUCAGUUGAUCAGAAUACCUCAAAACUAUAUGUUGGCUUUAUUAUGCCAAAUAACCGCAAUUUCCUCAAUUACAUUAAUUUUCCAAUAAAUUAACAAACAAGUUCAACUUUCUCAAAUAAACUAUUUAAUUUCCUGUUAAGUGGUUGAUAAACCUACAGAAGCUAUAGAUUAUAGCAUAUCUAUUUAUCAAAGAAAUUGCUUAGAAGCUGUGAAAUUGAUUUUCCACAGAAUAAAUUCUUCAAUUAACCAAUUAAUCUCUAUAAAUGGUAGUUUUAAUUGAAUGCAAUUCUCAACAUGUGCACAUUCUCCUUAGAUUCACUGCACUGUGAAAUAAUACACUGGAGCGGAUUUAUCAUUAAAGGCGUGUUUUAUUAAUUUUCAUGGGAUUUUUGUGAUUAACAUUGAGACCUUUUCUAUAGCGAGAUAAUCUUUCAUAACCCGAAGAAAAAGUUGUAAGAAACAAAAAAAAAUUAUCGAAAUAAAGUUCCCCAAUUGUGCAAAAAAGCAGCCCGAUGAGAUAAUCCUGAAAAAAUUGAAUGUUUAAUUGAAGAAUGAUUAAAUGACAAUGUUAGUGGUGUUUUGUGCCCAAUUAUUCAAUCACUUUGUCAGCCAUUUGACCUCGACUUGACAUUUUAAUUAAUAAUUUGAAAAUUGCGUGUGACUUGAAAGUUUAUUUCUGAUACAAACUGAACAUUCAAAUGAGGCAGUGCUUGGGUUGUAUUUGUUUUUCUGCCUAGGAAAAACUCUUGAUGUAUUGUUUGAUUUUGUGUUGGGAGUUUUGGGGAAAAUUUCGAGGAAAAUCUCUUGUAGGAAAUCUCAUGAAGAAGAAGCAAGAAAAGUGGAAUGAUAUAAUUUGUGCAAUUAUAUUUGUUGGUUGCUCAACGUCAGAAAACACAAGUAUAGAUUAUGGCAAAUUGAUUGGAUUAAUCACAAAUUGGAUGGAUUUCAUUCAUCACAGCUGAAGCUUUUGAUUGAUUUUCCAUUUAGUAUCAUUCAAAUGAGACUUUCAGAAUUUGAUGAAUGUUCUGAGUACUAAUUUGGAAUUUUAUUUGGGAAUUUCGUUGCUAAUAAAUCAACUGGUACAAUGAAAAUUGACUAGGAUAGAGUUACAAGAGAUGUAAGGGAAGAUAUGUGGAAUUUCAACUAUGUUAUUGAUAUAGAAAAUAAUCAAUUUGAGUUUAUAUUGCCGAAAGGUAUUAUUAAGCUUUUCAAUUAAGCAGUACUCAAAAAUAAAAUUUGGCUACGUCGUAUUCAAGAGUUACGGUGAAUUAAAAUUGAUAUUUUAAAUUCGGAUUGCAAAUGUAUUUUUCAGCGAGGUAUGAUUUUUACAAUGUCAAAAAUUUAUUUACGAAUGUAAAGACUUAAAGUUUCCUAUUCAUAAAAAAUAGGCCACGCCUCCUACUUAUUUUUUUUAUAGAAAAACACUUAUACUACAAAAUUUCUUAAUUUGGAUUGUAAAGAAUGAGUUCAAGCCUACAUUGAAAAGGAAUCAAUAAAUAUUGUUAUUAGCAUCACAAAAAUAGGAAUGUAAGCAAAUGGGCGGGGCCUAACCAAUUUUUUCUUUUGGUUUCUGAUUUUUAACAUUCAAAAUUUGUACAGAAUUUCUCCGAAUAUUUGGUACAAUAUUAUUGUCCGGUAUAACGUCCAACGCACAAUAACUUUCGUUUUGUAAAUAUGCAUUCGACAUUUCAGUGAGAGCGAAUGAAACCGAGAUCUAGUUAUCUUGCUCUUUCUCAUAGAAAAUUUUGAAAACAUGUUUACAAACAAAAUUUAUUGUGUGUUUGGCAUAAUGCCUAGCGCACAAUGACUUUUGUUUUGUAAAAAUGUUUUCGAAAUUAUCUAUGAGAGGGAGCGAGAUGACUAGAUCUAGAUUUCAUUCACUCUCAUUGAAAUGUCAAAAACAUGUUUACCAAACAAAAGGUAUUAUGCGUUGGGCAUAAUUCUGCCAAAUUGUUCCGGAAAAAUAUUUACAAGUUCUAUUUUUAUAUUAUUCUUUUUAAUGAAUAAUAAUGGCCCUUAAUAAAUAUUAUAAGGUUGAUUUUUUAGUUCGAUUUUGGGAGGAGAUAGUAAUUUUUCCUAUACUUAAUCCGGAGAAAACUGAAUCAUUUGAGUGUUAUUUGCUUUGACUGACGAUUCUCUGUACAAAAAUACAAUUGAUAUUGAACAAAAGCUUCUUAAAUUUCCACGAUAAAAUUUAUACAAAUUUAUUAAUAUUUAUUAUUACAUAAAAGUGAUCUUAAAUGUAUAAAUGCCAGAAAAUUGGGUGUAAAUUUUGAAUGUUGGAAAUGUGUGAUUAGAAAAUGAUAAAUAAAUUUUUAGUAAUGAAACAGCUUACUUAGACAACUUACAUUCUUCUUACAAAUUUUCUUGUGGGCGUGGUCUAUAGUGGCGUAGCCAAAAACUUUCCGAACUUCAACAAAAUAAGGUCAAUGCCUACAAUCUUUAUGUUAUCUUCCAAAUAGGUCAAUAGUCGCCAAUUUAAUAAAAUUCUUAUCUAAUUUAUCAAAUAUUGCAUUAGUGUAAGAAAAAUACAAAAUGAUUUUCGCUAAUUGAUUUACAAGGAAUGUAUAUAUAUUUUGAUUAACCAAAAGCUCAGCAAAUAUUUGCAAAUUAAUCGAUUCAUUAAGGGAUAGAGCGCACAAAUUGGUAUUGAAAUUUCUUAAGAUAUUCCACAAAAGAAAAUGGUUGAGCACCAAUUUAUUAAUUAUUUUGUGCCAUUUAUAAAACAAUAGGCAGUUACAUCGUUACCAUUAUCAGAAAAAAUACUCACAUGGACAUUUUGAAAAUAUUACAAACAACAAAAAUAUUAAAAAAAUGUGAAAAUUAAUCCUUCCAGUUGAGAGUCUCCCUCCUUUUCUUCUAAACUUAGCGAAAAAAAUAAUUGUAAUGAAUAUUUGAGAGAUAUUUCUGGUCGUUUUUUAGAAAUGUAGAUCUUUUUUUAUUUUACUUUUUUCUUGAGUAGAAAAAUCAACCUAUAUAUUUUUAAGAGUUAUUCUUAAGAAUGAGUCAUAUUACUUCUAAGAAAUUAUUUUGUAAGAAUUGUUUGUAGUGGAGUGUCCUUCUUUCUCAAAGGAGCAUCUCUUUGUAAGAUGAAAAUGAAUAAAUAUGUAAAUAAUUUUAA